AGACGCCCGGCUCGCCCGCAUCCCAGUGCCGCAGGACGCGGAUCGCGUGCACCGGGCCCGGCUCCCUGCCUCCGACCGGUCGGUCCCACCAGCUGCUUUCUGGUCCCCAGCCACCCCGUCGCCGGUCCUCCGCCUGCACCUCGGCGGAGCGCUCCCUUCCUCCGGAGCACACGCUACCCACCCUGCAGCCAGAGAAGUACCCCAGCCCCGCGCCGGCCAUCGCCAUGGCGGAGACCAACAACGAAUGCAGCAUCAAGGUGCUUUGCCGAUUUCGGCCCUUGAACCAGGCCGAGAUUCUGCGGGGGGACAAGUUCAUCCCCAUUUUCCAAGGGGACGACAGCGUCAUUAUUGGGGGGAAGCCUUAUGUCUUUGACCGUGUGUUCCCCCCCAACACGACUCAGGAGCAAGUUUACCAUGCUUGUGCCAUGCAGAUCGUCAAAGAUGUCCUUGCUGGCUACAAUGGCACUAUCUUUGCAUAUGGACAGACAUCCUCAGGGAAAACACAUACCAUGGAGGGAAAGCUGCAUGACCCCCAGUUGAUGGGAAUCAUCCCUCGGAUUGCUCGAGACAUCUUCAACCACAUCUACUCCAUGGAUGAGAACCUUGAAUUCCACAUCAAGGUUUCUUACUUUGAGAUUUACCUGGACAAAAUUCGUGACCUUCUGGAUGUGACCAAGACGAACCUGUCUGUGCAUGAGGACAAGAACCGGGUACCCUUUGUCAAGGGCUGUACUGAGCGCUUCGUGUCCAGCCCAGAGGAGAUUCUGGAUGUGAUUGAUGAAGGGAAAUCAAAUCGUCAUGUGGCUGUCACCAACAUGAAUGAACACAGCUCUCGGAGCCACAGCAUCUUCCUCAUCAACAUCAAGCAGGAGAACAUUGAGACCGAGCAGAAGCUCAGCGGGAAGCUCUAUCUUGUGGACCUGGCAGGGAGUGAAAAGGUGAGCAAGACUGGCGCCGAGGGAGCUGUGCUGGACGAGGCCAAGAAUAUCAACAAGUCACUGUCAGCCCUGGGCAAUGUGAUCUCUGCGUUGGCUGAGGGCACUAAAAGCUAUGUACCAUAUCGUGACAGCAAAAUGACAAGGAUUCUCCAGGAUUCCCUGGGAGGAAACUGCAGGACAACCAUGUUCAUCUGCUGCUCGCCAUCCAGCUACAAUGAUGCUGAGACCAAGUCCACUCUGAUGUUUGGGCAGCGGGCAAAGACCAUUAAGAAUACUGCCUCAGUGAAUCUGGAACUGACUGCUGAGCAGUGGAAGAAGAAGUAUGAGAAGGAGAAGGAGAAGAACAAGGCCCAGAAAGAGACGAUUGCGAAACUGGAGGCCGAGCUGAGCCGGUGGCGUAAUGGAGAGAAUGUGCCCGAGACGGAGCGCCUGGCCGGGGAGGAGGCGGCCUUGGGAGCUGAGCUCUGUGAGGAGACACCCAUGAAUGACAACUCAUCCAUCGUGGUUCGCAUCGCGCCGGAAGAGAGGCAGAAGUACGAGGAGGAGAUCCGACGCCUCUACAAGCAGCUUGAUGACAAGGACGAUGAGAUCAACCAGCAGAGCCAACUCAUUGAGAAGCUGAAGCAGCAAAUGCUGGACCAGGAAGAGCUGCUGGUGUCCACUCGGGGAGAUAACGAGAAGGUCCAGCAGGAGCUGAGCCACUUGCAGUCCGAGAAUGAUGCCGCCAAGGACGAGGUGAAGGAGGUGCUGCAGGCGCUGGAGGAGCUGGCAGUGAACUAUGACCAGAAGUCCCAGGAGGUAGAGGAGAAGAGCCAGCAGAACCAGCUCCUGGUGGACGAGUUGUCCCAGAAGGUGGCCACCAUGCUGUCCCUGGAAUCCGAGUUGCAACGGCUCCAGGAGGUCAGUGGACACCAACGAAAACGGAUCGCUGAGGUUCUGAAUGGGCUGAUGAAGGAUCUAAGUGAAUUCAGUGUCAUCGUGGGCAACGGUGAGAUUAAGCUGCCCGUGGAGAUCAGCGGGGCUAUCGAGGAGGAGUUCACCGUGGCCCGACUCUACAUCAGCAAAAUCAAAUCGGAGGUCAAGUCCGUGGUCAAGCGGUGCCGGCAGCUGGAGAGCCUGCAGGUGGAGUGUCACCGCAAGAUGGAAGUGACGGGGCGGGAGCUGUCCUCCUGCCAGCUCCUCAUCUCACAGCACGAGGCCAAGAUACGCUCGCUUACGGAGUACAUGCAGAGUGUGGAGCUGAAGAAACGACAUCUGGAGGAGUCCUACGACUCCCUGAGCGAUGAGCUGGCCAAGCUGCAGGCCCAGGAAACCGUGCAUGAAGUGGCCCUAAAAGACAAGGAGCCAGACACGCAGGACGCAGAUGAAGUGAAGAAAGCUCUGGAGCUGCAGAUGGAGAGUCACCGGGAAGCCCAUCACCGGCAGCUGGCCCGCCUCCGGGAUGAGAUCAAUGAGAAACAAAAGACUAUUGAUGAGCUCAAAGACUUGAACCAGAAGCUGCAGUUAGAGCUGGAGAAACUCCAGGCCGACUAUGAGAAGCUGAAGACCGAAGAACAUGAGAAGAGUGCUAAGCUCCAGGAGCUGACAUUUCUGUAUGAGCGACACGAGCAGUCCAAGCAGGACCUCAAGGGUCUGGAGGAGACAGUUGCCCGGGAACUCCAGACCCUCCACAACCUUCGCAAGCUGUUCGUUCAAGACGUCACGACUCGAGUCAAGAAAAGUGCAGAAAUGGAACCCGAGGACAGUGGGGGGAUUCAUUCCCAAAAACAGAAGAUUUCCUUUCUUGAGAACAACCUGGAACAGCUUACAAAGGUUCACAAACAGCUGGUACGUGACAAUGCAGAUCUGCGUUGUGAGCUUCCUAAAUUGGAAAAACGACUUAGGGCUACGGCUGAGAGAGUUAAGGCCCUGGAGGGUGCACUGAAGGAGGCCAAGGAAGGAGCUAUGAAGGAUAAGCGCCGGUACCAGCAGGAGGUGGACCGCAUCAAGGAGGCCGUGCGGUAUAAGAGCUCAAGCAAGCGGGGCCAUUCGGCUCAAAUUGCCAAACCUGUGCGGCCCGGCCACUACCCUGCGUCCUCACCCACCAACCCCUACGGCACACGGAGCCCUGAGUGCAUCAGUUACACCAACAGCCUCUUCCAGAACUACCAGAAUUUAUACCUGCAGGCUGCUCCUAGCUCCACCUCAGAUGUGUACUUUGCUAACUCCUGUGCUGGCAGUGGAGCCACAUCUUCUGGCGGCGCCUUGGCUUCCUACCAAAAGGCCAACAUGGACAACGGAAAUGCCACAGAUAUCAACGACAAUAGGAGUGACCUACCAUGUGGUUAUGAGGCUGAGGACCAGGCCAAGCUUUUCCCUCUCCACCAAGAGACGGCAGCCAGCUAAUCGCUCGUCCAUGGCAACUCUGCUCUUCCAGUUUCUAAGAGGGACUGAGGCCUCUUCUCUCAGCAUGCUGCAAAACCCCGUGGUCUCUGAUACUAACUCCCUCCCGACCCAUGUCGUCGGAGCGUACUGUUUGAUGUCUUCUCUUACUUACUGUGUAUCUCUUUGUAUUCCAUACCUAUAUAUCAGAAGCUGCUAUGUCUCUCUUCUCUCUGUUCUACCCUCUAAGUACCUAAUGAUGUAUUUAACAGUUUCUAAGCAUAGUCUGCCCUCCUUAUUUGGGACACUAGGGAGGAGGGAACUGUUUCUUCUUUCAUAUAGUCGUCUCUCACACUGAGCACUGUCAGUCACUGAGUCAAGGUCACAAGAUGAUAAAUGAAAAGUGGGAGCUAGAGGGCUGUGGUCCUUCUUUUUCUCACACACGUGCACGUGCGCGCACGCACACACACAUACACACACAUGUACAUACAAAGCCUUAAGCAGAAGAAUGUCUUAGCAUCCUACGAAGUGGAGAAAUAGACCCCUCCUCCCUUCUCUUUCACAUAGGAUGCAGAGGGGGGCUCAGUGGGAGGGCAGCUCAAUCACCGAUUUUUUCAUGCACCCCUCACCUGAAUCAAGGGAUUCCAGGUGCUUACCUCCUACAAAGUCUGCCUUUCUCUUCCUUCUUUCUGUUUUUUCCCAAGUUUGGAGAACAUGGAUUUCUCAGGGGACCAGUUCCCUUUCUAGUCCAAGCUUCUUUUAAUACUCUCUAUCCUAGAUUUCAUAAACAAGAACUCAGAGUUGAUUAAGAAUAUUUUGAAAAGUUGAGAAGGCUGACCUCUCCCUGUAGUCUGUUCAUCUGUCUGUGCUGAUAGUUGCAGGCAAAUGUAGUCAGUCAGAAUGGCUGGUUCCCUGGGUCUGGAGAGUGAACAGGCCGGGAAAUCGCUGAGUGUGUGUCCAUUACAGUGUCCUCAGGUUGAAGCAACAAGCUGGAAAUCCCUUUCUCCCACAUUGGGCUACAUGUUCUUCCAUCUGAUUUGGUUCGGGACUUCCAGUUCAUUGGCAAAAUAGCUGUCCUUUGAGAUGCCUCUCUGCCAAGCUGGAGUCUGGCUUUCCCCCGAUUUAUCUUCUUCCCUCCCCAGAGCUCCUUCUGUAAUGCCUCCAUCUGGUAUCAAAUGCACUUUCAGGAAAGGUGCAGAGAGCCUGCCUAGCAUUUGCAAAGCCCCAGGUUCAAUCUCUGGUAUGACCCAAACAAAGUUCAGGUGUCGUGGCUCACUCCUGUAAUCAUGGCACUUGGGAAGCUGAAGCAGGAGGAUUUCCAUGAGUUGGAGGCUAGCCUGGGCUACAUAGUCAGUUCCAGAACAGCCUGAGCUAUGGUGUGAGACUCUGCCUCAAGCAAAACAAAACAAAGGGAAAAGGAAAAGAAAGGAAAGAAAAAAGGGACAAAUUUCUCCAAGGUAGCAGAGCCAAAGUACUUGAACUCAGUGGGUGCAGCCCAGGGCUGUCCUCUCCAGCCGUCGAUGGUUCUUCCUUCCCUCUCACUAAGGUGGUUUUCCAAAUAGCUGCAGGGAUGAGGCUCACUUCCCAUCCCAAACCAAGAAAUAAAGUCCAGUUUCCAGAUAUCCACUCCUGCCUAGAGUAGAAGACCAGGGUCCUCCAGCAGCAGGGCAGCCAAUCACUAGCUUCCUCUGGGUCUGGAAAGCUCGGGGUCAAUGGCAGCAGAUAAAUAAGGACUGGAGCAGCCUGUGACUCCCUCAAGGGAAACGGUCUUCCCCUAAAGAGAGGAAAAUGUCUGAGUGGUAGAAUAAAUCCAAAGUGGUGAUUUUCAAACACCUUUAAAAACAAACCUUUUAAAAAAUAGUCAUUUGAGAAAGAAACAGAGAGAGAAGGGAAGGGAGGGGAGAGAGAGUGAGUUUGGGCAUGCCAGGGCUUCCUGACACUGCAAAAAUAACUCCGAACAUACUUGCCACUUUACAAAGGUACUAGGAAGUCAAACCAGGGCCAUUAGGCUUUGCAAGCACCAUUAGCCACUGAGCUAUCUCUCCAACUCCAACCCUAAGACAAGUCUUUUUUUGUUUGUUUGUUUGUUUGAGGUAGGGUCUUGCUCUAGCCCAGGCUG
This is a messenger RNA of Jaculus jaculus (lesser Egyptian jerboa), 5418 nucleotides long. RefSeq names its product kinesin family member 5A (gene Kif5a). Lineage: Eukaryota; Metazoa; Chordata; Mammalia; Rodentia; Dipodidae. The transcript is spliced from 29 exons. The record is from RefSeq and is a predicted model, not a curated record. Gene Ontology annotation, molecular function: microtubule motor activity; microtubule binding; ATP binding. Gene Ontology annotation, biological process: microtubule-based movement. Bases 225 to 3323 code for a protein of 1032 amino acids.